Nyctereutes procyonoides (raccoon dog) is the source of this 1025-nucleotide messenger RNA. Its product is annotated as 28S ribosomal protein S33, mitochondrial. Gene Ontology annotation, cellular component: mitochondrion. The record is from RefSeq and is a predicted model, not a curated record. Lineage: Eukaryota; Metazoa; Chordata; Mammalia; Carnivora; Canidae. The coding region runs from base 52 to 372 and encodes 106 amino acids. The transcript has a single exon.
GGGGCGCGUGGGAGAGGAAGGUCGCGAGGAGGGCCUCUUGCUGCUCAGGAAAUGUCUUCCCUUUCAGAAUAUGCCUUGCGCAUGACUCGUCUGAGCGCCCGGCUGUUCGGUGAAAUUGCCAGGCCUACUGACUCCAAAUCAAUGAAAGUGGUGAAACUGUUUAGUGAGCAGCCUUUGGCCAAGAGGAAGGAGACUUAUGACUGGUAUCCAAAUCACAACACUUAUUUUGCACUCAUGGGGACACUACGUUUCCUUGGCCUCUAUAGAGAUGAGCAUCAGGACUUCAAGGAUGAGCAGCUGCGUCUCAAGAAGCUUCGUGGCAAAGGAAAACCUAGGAAAGGAGAAGGGAAAAGAGCCACAAAAAAGAAAUAGUGCUGGUCCAUCAGAAGAGAAAAGUUCUUCCUCAGCAGCUGACCACAGAAGAAGGUGUAUUUAUCUUUCUACUUGCUGGAGGAGUGUGAGCUUCUGAGACUGAAGAGUAUUUGGAGGAACAUGAUCAUUUCUGUGUUGAAGUCCAAUUCAGUCGAGUUGUAACUGGUUCCUUGGACACUUUCUAAUUCUGCAAAGUUACUCUGGCUUUGGUUUUAUACUGUGAGGUUUACCUCUUUCUCUGGAGAAAUGAAUGCAUAGGUGGUUGAAGACAGACUCCUUUGGGGUGGGAAUGGAAGGUUGGGAUCAUGGGAGGAGACUCAUUAAAUGAGCAUCGUUUCAUCUCCCCAGGAUCCCAUUACACCAGCCCUUACCUCUGCCAUCCCUCUGGCCCUUCAACCACUGUCUCCACCACCAAGCUCACAAAGUUUCUGAACCGUCCACGUCUCCUUGGAGAGUAGAAUCUACUGAGCUAGAUUUGGGGGAAAGGCUGUACCUACUAAGAGAGUACUGAGUGUACACUACCUAUUGUACAUAAGGUACUGGGGCCCUAGUAAUACCAUGGUUAGCAAGAGAAAACAGUCCCUACCUCAUGGAACUUUGAGGGUUGUGUGAAAGAUUAAUAUCAUUACAUAAAUAAAAUUGUUUAAAUGCUA